AUGCUCUCACUUACCACUAAAGCAUCCAAUGAGACAAUGCAUGUAAAUAGUGAUCCCAUUGAUAAAGUUGAUCCAGAGAUGUAUGCAUCUUCUCAUUCAUUAACAGACGGUGAUGAUAAACUCAAGCGACCCUCCAAGAGUCCAUCACCAGCGAAGGGGCAAACAAAGACACCGCGUGUUCAGGCGUUUCAACCUCUGAAGUGUCGAUGCGAACGAUCUUUUAUUGGCAUCGCCGAAUUCGUCUUACAUGCUCAAACAUGUCCUGAUUUAAUGCAUUCAUCGGAAAACGCGGUUGACCUAAGCUCCCAAUCGCCAAAACCGAUAAGAACAGAAUUGCCAAAGGGACUACCACCACCGACAAAUGAUGCUUUGGAUCUCACCGUCCGUGGCAUCGAAUCGACAACAGCAGGGUUAAAUACUACGAAUCCCACUCUGACUUGUCCGGAAUGCAAAGUGAAUACGGUGAGUCACAUGCAAUUACUACGUCACUUUGAACAGGCUCACGGUAUUUAUGGAAACUACGCAUGUUUUUGUGGUGUAGAAUUCGGUUGGCUUCCAGCUUUUUUGAGUCAUCACCUUCUUUGUCCAACAGUGACUUCUAAGAAACCACAAAAUGCAGGUUUUGAAGGAAAUUUCUCAAAAAAACAUAUUCCACUUCAAAUUAAACAAGCAAAACCAACGCUUGUAAGUAUCCAACCCCAGCCUGACCUUUCACGGCCAUUCAAAUGUUGUCACUGCGUAAAAUCCUUCAAAUCAAAGGCUCUCCUUGAUCAGCAUAUGCAUAUACACUAUCCACCAAAGUACACCUGCCGCUACUGUGCAAAAAAAUACCGCUGGCCUCCAGUCUUCUAUCACCACCAACGCACCUGCAAAAAAAGGCCCUCUACAGCUGCUGUUGGUGCCACUACAAAUAAUUCCUCUAUCGGAAGAUCCAAUGAACCCACCCAAACUCGCGGUUAUGGUCCGCGUGUUCCCCAGUCCUCCACUUUUCAGUUUCCCAUACCACCAACACCUCCACCAGUCUCCGUUCCGGCGCUCUUUCUACUUCAUUCUCCGACGCAAGAACUUCGACCGCCCAUUCCUUCCGCACUUUUACUGCCGCCUCCACCACCACCUCUUCCGGCCUUCGGUAGGUCUUGGGAAAGGAAAGAGGCAGGAUCGCUCAUAAAUAUGGCCUCUCUUCGGCUACCACCGUUUCCCUUGCCUCUAGGAGCAAACCCAGAUAAUCUUCGAUUUCCUGCACCGCCUCCGCUACCUCUACCACCACCACCAUUGAUAUUGCCGUUUUACUCAGCGCUUGAAAGCCACAUUUCCAACGUCUGUGUUGAGAAUGGCUCGCUGAACGAGACAUCGUCCCCUGUGACUUGCAUGUGUGGAAGAGUUUUUGAGAGUCUCUCGCCAUAUCUCAGCCACAUUGCCGCCUGCCCUCUGUUCGGGAGGGCUUUGAGUAUCCCUCCACCGUCCUUGGAAGAAGCUAACUCAACGAUGUUUUUAGCAAACAUGAUUUCUGUGCUUGAAAAGUGUAAGCCGGAGUUUUUCCAACAAUUUCUAAAUCGGAAUUCGCCCCAAAGUGAAGCUCAGGACAGCGGGAGCAAUUUGUGUGACCAGUGUGGCAAAGAGUUUUCGUCACGACUUUCGCUGAAGCAGCAUGUGGAGGGCAAGCACAGCACCGAAGGAAAGUAUCAAUGUCCAGGAUGCGCAAAGCGGUACCGUUGGGGUGCCUCUUAUUACUAUCACAAAAAGUCUUGCCCUGCAGUGUGUCGAGAGGAUGAAGAGAACUUCGUGGAAGAUGAACUCUGCUCGUCCCCAUCAAAUGCUGCAAAUGUUAACGAAAAUAGCAUGUGUGCCGUAAUGCUUUUUCAGUCUGCCGCUGAGCUAUUAGAACAACAGCAACAUAGCAAUCAGUCACAAGUGGCGCCAGUCCACAAGCAGCAUCAGUUUCCUCCGCAUGAGCACCAAAGAGAGGCUUUGACAGUACACGAUAGUGCGGAAUACGAUAGAAACAGAAUCAUGAUGAAGGCAAAUACAAAGCAGGAUUCAGAAGGAAACGUUGUAAGCAUUGAGCUACGAUUUAUUUCUUUAAGUUUAGAGUGA
This is a messenger RNA of Hydatigera taeniaeformis, 2094 nucleotides long. NCBI's taxonomy places the organism in Eukaryota, Metazoa, Platyhelminthes, Cestoda, Cyclophyllidea, Taeniidae. The record is from the annotation of a GenBank genome assembly.